UGGCCCGGGGAGGAGUGAGGUCUCCCUGGGGGCAGGAGGUGAUUCAGGAUCCCAGUGUGAUUAGGGAGGGAGGUGACAGGAAUCAGGCUGGGCUGAAGGAAUGGGCAGCAGGUUCUUGGUGAGGGGCUGAUUGGUGGAGGGUAGGAUACGGUUGGCUCGGGCCCGAGGACAGUCCAGGGUGCUGCUGACAGUGGCCGAGUUGAGCUGAGGCUGGGCUGGGCACGGCUCUUGCCACUGGAUAAAGCAGCACCGAGGUUGGCAAAGCUGACGAUGAAAGCGUUGAUUUUGGUGGGAGGCUACGGCACGCGGUUACGACCGCUGACACUCAGCGUUCCGAAACCACUGGUGGACUUCUGCAAUAAGCCCAUUCUUCUGCACCAAGUGGAAGCUUUAGUAAAGGCUGGUGUAUCCCAUGUGAUCCUCGCUGUCAGCUACAUGUCAGAGAUGUUGGAGAAGGAGAUGAAGGAGCAGGAGCAGCGGCUGGGUAUCCGGAUUUCUCUCUCUCAUGAAAAGGAGCCCUUGGGAACAGCUGGACCCCUCGCUCUGGCCCGGGAACUGAUCACCAGCAGUUUGGAACCCUUCUUUGUCCUCAACAGUGACGUUAUCUGUGAGUUCCCCUUUGAAGAGAUGGUCCGCUUUCACAAGCAUCAUGGAAAGGAGGGUACUAUAGUGGUCACUCGGGUGGAGGAGCCAUCCAAGUAUGGGGUUGUGAUCUAUGAAGCAGAAAUUGGGCGAAUACAUCGAUUUGUGGAAAAGCCUCAAGUGUUUGUGUCAAACAAGAUCAAUGCGGGAAUGUAUAUUUUCAGCCCCACAGUUCUGAACAGAAUCCAGCUCAGGCCAACCUCCAUCGAGAAAGAGAUCUUCCCAGUCAUGGCUCAGGAAGGACAACUGUAUGCCAUGGAGCUGCAAGGGUUCUGGAUGGAUAUCGGGCAGCCCAAGGACUUCCUAACUGGAAUGUGCAUGUAUCUACAUUCCCUUCGGCACAAAGCACCAGACCGGCUACACCAAGGACCUGGCAUCGUUGGAAACGUGCUGGUGGAUCCCAGUGCACAGAUUGGAGAGAACUGUUCCAUUGGUCCAAAUGUGACAAUUGGCCCUGAAGUGGUGAUUGAGGAUGGAGUGCGUAUAAAACGCUGUACAAUCCUAAAGGGCUCCAGGAUUCGUUCACACUCUUGGCUGGAGUCCUGCAUUAUUGGCUGGAGCUCAGAUGUCGGGCAGUGGGUGCGGAUGGAAAAUAUUGCAGUCCUGGGAGAGGAUGUGAUCGUGAAAGAUGAGCUGUAUCUGAAUGGAGCCAAUGUCUUACCUCAUAAAUCCAUUGCUGAUUCGGUGCCUGAACCCAAGAUAAUCAUGUAGGUCACAGCAACUGACCUUGGCAAGGGACAUGAGUCCGGAGUCCAAGCUAAAAGACGGAGUUAUGCCAACCACCAGUGGAUAGAACAGGGCUGCUGACGAAGUCAACAAGGGUCCAGAUACUUCAUUAAUUUCCCCUGACAGCAGAACUUGCACUGUGACAAGUUACUUGUAGCUCUUGUCUUUCAUUGGUUUGUCUGAGGGAAGAACAUCUUGAAAUGGCUGCAGUUUGAUUCCCACAAGUAUUUGCUGAUUGUAAUUAUGGUUUUGAUGGUGAUUCCAAGGGGAGUGGGUCUUCUGGUGUAGUAUUGGAUUCAGCACCUAGGCACAUCUUACGCCAGUUGGAAGAUGGCUUUGAAAAAAUUUCUUGGAACAGCUGCGCCUCACAGUACUUAAGUUUGAUGUACUGUCUUUUCAGAAAUUAGGUCAAUUUCACAGACAGUAUCAAGCCCCUCAUUUACCAAAGGCAUAUGGUCAGUGUUGUAAGUGAUAUCUGGAAUUCUUCCUUUGGUCUGAUAUGGUGUCUUCAAAAUAAUUUUUGUAAACAUUCUUUCUGCCUUGAAGUUGGCAGUUUGCUUGGUUUAUGGAAUUAUGAAGCCAAGCUGAUGAAACCUCACACCCAGUUACCAAUUUGCUUUCACUGUACUGAUGUUGGGCUCAAGGCUAUUUUAGGUUUAGUGGAUUGUUUCUGAGAAUAAAUGUCAGGGGUUUGACAGUGUCUCCUGGAAGUUGAGAUUGCUGCCUCUUUACUCCCCUGUAUUAUCCUUUCUUGGGCCAGUGAAGGCUGGCAUGUUUUAAAAUGUAAACAGUUAGCCAGUCAGUGACCAAUGAUAAUUGUGGGUUUCUUCAAAUCAAUUCCUCAGACUUUCCAACUUUUUAUUUAAAUCAACAAAAAUGCUGGUUUUCUAUAAACUCAAUGUUUAUUUGGAUUAGAGCACUGCUUUGAUGAAAAGGACUUUGAUUAAAAUUCAUUUUGUGGACUAGGUGUGGAAUUGGCUGCUGAAAGUGCCUCAACUGCAAGCGAGUAAAGCCUUCUGUUGUAUUUUAACUUCAGAAAUUCACCUAAACUAAACCAUUUCCAAUGGUGCUCAACUUGUUUACAAAGUGUUGGGCCUGUACUAGCUGAGCAGGCGUUUGCAACUUUCAUGCAGCAGUGAAUUAUAGACCUCCCCCAGUUGUUUUCUAAAGUUAGUUAAUGGAGAUAGGAAAAACACUCAUCACUGCGAAUGUCAUUCAAUGGUGGUUCAGUUACAUUAAGUGCUGGUGGCUGAAUGGAGUAUAAAUGGGAAUUGCUGAACGCUUGAGGGUUGUUGCCAAAAGCAAUGUUACUGAUUCUUGGCUGCACUGAUUUUGUAAAAAUCUAUUUACCUUGCAGGUUUUGAAUGAAAAGAGAAAGAAUUCUAAGUCUGAUUGUUGCAUUUGUCCCAUUUGGGUAACUUUCCAAAUAACUGGUUUAAUAUUUUAGAUUAGAAAAUUUCAAAGUGUAAGCAAGAUUUAAGACCAGAGUGUUAGAAAGCAAUGCUGAGAAUUUGAUUCAGUAGGAGUGUUAACUUGUUAAGCUAAAGGCUGAGGGUUUGAGGCUUAUUCCAGGACAUGCUGGAUUGUCUACUGUGAUUAACUAGCUGCUCCAAUGAGGAAGAGAUGGGACUUGUUCUAAAGUAUUGCUUGAUGUACAAACAGUAUAGUAGGCUUACAGACAGAUGCAUAAAUCAUUUUAAUGCUCAGCUCUGCACUUACAACUCCUUCAAGAAUUCAUCACAAGCAGCAGCUUCAUUCACUCCACAUCUCCAACAAAAGGGAUUCCCAGUACAAGUACAAAAAGCAGGAAUCAUUGGAUUCUCACACUGCACACAGUUUUAGUGAGGUGGAGCUAGUCUCAUCACUGUAGACCUUUCCUCACUGUAAUACAAAUAACAUCAAUAGAACUGGGUUCUAAUAUCCUACCCACUGUGUAUAAUCACACUCAAAACAACUGGUUGUGGAUGAUUCUUCUGUAAAAAUGAACGAAACGCUGAACCAUUAAGGAAGGGUUUUUGGGUAGGUUUGAAAAGUUCACAAUGUGUUAACACCAUAUGUGUUUAUACUGGAACCACACACUUGUCACAACAUUCAACCUCUUCCUAAAACCUGCAAAUUAUUUGAAAGUGUUUAUGUAAUGAUAAUGUAGACAAUACUGCAUGCACGACUACAGUUAACCCCCUGGUUCUGCUGGAUUUUAAUAGGUAACAAGUCAGCUGUUCAACUAACCACACUCCUCUACUCCGUUUAGUCCCAAUAGAACUAUAGUUCCCAACUUGUGACAGAGCAAGAGGACCAUCAACAAAGUAUCUUUAAGACACUUGCAGUGUGAAGCUGCAUCACAGACUGGCCUGCGAUAUUUGAGCCAUUGUGAUGAAAGGUACACAUUGGUCUGAGUCCGUAGCCAGGUUGGUGCUGGUAAAGUGCAUGUUCUGGGCUGACCAAAUGCUGGUGACUUUGGGAGAGUAUUUGCUGCCAGUCCAUUAUAUGAAUGGGGGUCGUCUCUUGUUGGGAUUGAUUAGUGAAGUGGGAGAGAGCAUUAUAAUUGAGAGUCAGCAGUUACUCUUCAUUGUCACAUUGUCUGUUUGUACCUCUGGUUGGUUGCAAAAACAGGAGAAAUUGGCCUCAGUUAAAGAUGCACAACUUUCGUGGGGAGUUACAGUGUCUCUUUAUUGUCUGAGCGCUCAAUGUGGUCAAGUUUCUCACCCAAGUGUGCUUAUUUUCUCUCAUAAAUUGUUCAUUUUUAUGUUCAGAAGUUACCAGUUUAAGUAAACCAAAUCUUAGUCACUCACACAUAUUUCACAACACUACAGUGCAGAACAGUUGGAGUCUCAAAGAAUUAUAUUAAAAAAAACUGAACAAGAAGCCUUCACUACUUUCUGAUGUUUUUGGCAUAAGAUGUCCAUGACCUUAAUCCCAUUGCAGACACAGAAUCCUUAGACAGAGAAAGCAACUCCUAGUGCCAUCCGAUUGAUGGCAAACCUCACUAUGAUGUUAGCAAUAUGUCUGUUAUACUGCACACUGUAAACAAAUAUCAAAAUGUGACCAAAUGCAAUCAUUAUCUUAGUUGACCAGAUUUUGAAAGUAAAGGGGCCCUGAUUCAAAUAAUUCAACAGCAAUUCCAGUUCGAGAGGUAAACAUUUCUGUAAAUUAAUAGAUGAGAACAUGGCAAAGGAUGGAAGGUGAGGAGAUUUGGUCAGAAUUGUGUACAGGAAUUGCAGAGGCCUCCUGGGGGUUGGCUGUUUGAGUGCUGUGACUGAGAUACAGGUGAGAAGUGGUAAAAUGACAGGUAAGGUUUGUUAACACUAACACUCCAGUGAGUUGUGCAGUGUCGGUGCUAAUUACCUGAGCCAGAGGUCUUUGAUGUCAAGCAUGCUAAACUUAAAGGGCAAACUUCAGCCCCGUGCCGACUGGUGAAAACCAGUCCUGACAAAAGUAAUGGGAUGGGCAAGAAUUGGAGAGCAACAUUUCCUACGUAGGAUCCUCAACAACUCAGGAUGAUUUGCAGAAUCUUUUGAGUUUGAAGGAAAUACUCCCAUAGUUUUCUGACUGGCUGGUUUAAGAAUGUAAGAACACAAGGAUAAAACAAAAUCUAACACAAAGCAGGAAAUCAAACAAUUCAGCUAAUUAACAUAACUCUGAAUUCUCUUGGUGCUUAAAAGUUCCCAACAAAAACCUUAACGGCAAGUGAAAGGGAACCAGGGAGUUCUCAAGAACUUGAAAUAAUUUGUAGACAAGAAGGACAUUCCCUCAUAGGUUAGGAGACAACUAACUGCUUUAUUUCCAAAGCCCAAUCAGUCUCUUUCGCUGAUACUGAACUACAGUAGGGCACAUAAAUAUUUGUUUCUUCUUCCAUUGCUUUAUUCAUGAGCUGAUUCGGGGAUAGGCGUUAGGACCCAGGGUGGCAGUCAUAGCUAAGACACGUUUGUGUCAGUGUUUGAUGGGAUAGAGCGAAAUCCAAUCUGUUAAUUGCCCUUCAGAACACGUUAGUCUCAGUCACAAGCGAUCAAUAUUUGAAACACAAUAGCAGUCUAACAAGCAUAUCACCCACUUAGUGAAUCACCAAGGGUCAUUCCCUCUUGUAAACAUCGGAUAUUGAUCAUUCUGAUCCCUGCAUUACGCAGUCCCCGACGCCCUGAAGCAGCAUCCUUUCUCCUUAGUGUUGGAAAACAGGGUCAGUAACAACUAAGAGGAGGAGGAUGGUUUUGUAUAAUCAUCCACUGCAGUGAUCGUGGCCUUGCAGAAGAAACAAUCUUUGUUGUUCAUCAGAUGCUGGUUGAUGCAGGCCCUGGAAGGACAACAGCAAUAACUUCUGAUUAAUCCUGAUUUACUGUCUCAAAGACUAAUCCCAGUUGCUUCAUGUGUGCCCAGUCCUUCUCACUAUUAUAACACCUGUGCAGGAGAAGCAAAGCUUCAGGAAAGCUGGUCUCUGUUUCCAAAUACCAUGAAAUAUUUCACAGGCAAGUGCAACCUUGCUUACAAAUAAAUUAACAGCAUGAAUAGAGGUUAGUGGGUGUGACCUCAUAGCCAUUAUGGAGAAAUGGUUACAGGACGACCAAAGUUGGAUCUAAAUAUUCAGGGGAUAGUGACUUUUUGAAAGGACAUGAAGAAAUGGGUGGAAGGGUACUUUUAUUGGUCAAAAAUGGAAUAAGUCUCUUUCUGCACUGUAAGGAUUCAAUGAUUAGGCUGAUUAACAAAAGAGCUCAUGGUAUUGAUGGUAGUACAUUAGUAUGAGUAGAAGAUUGGAUAACAAGUAGAAAACAGGAUGGGGAUGGGGGACGUAUUUUCAAGUUGGCAAACCGUAACUAUUGGAAUGCCACAAGGAUUCACAAUUAUUUGCUGGGACCACAAUUAUUUAUCAGAGAAAUUUGGAUGGUUAAAGAUAAGGGAUCAGCCAUGUUCUUCCUAAUUUCCUUUAAAAUAUUGGAAUGACAGAUAUCAAAAAUACAACAAAGUGUAGCCAGCUCAGAUUCUAAAGGCAAUUUGCUGUUUGACAGCUUUAUUAAUUCUUUGAAGUUGUAACCUAACGUUCAUCAGAAUGAUCUUGAGACUAAAAAUUACACAGUCAGAUUCAUACUGCCUUGAGUAUAGAAGGACGAUUAAGAUGUGGUCUAAUUAAGUUAGUUUAGAUGAUUAAAGGACUUAAUAAGGUAGAUACAGAAACAAUUUCUUCGAUGGGGUAAUCUGGAAUAAGGUGAUAUAACUUUAAAACUAGGGCUAGACUAUGCAGGGGAAGCAGUUUUUAACUGAGCUCUGCAAAACUGGAACUCAACCCCAAUGUUUUUGAGGCCAGAAGUCCAUUAAAA
This is a messenger RNA of Hemiscyllium ocellatum (epaulette shark), 6674 nucleotides long. It is a transcript of the gene gmppb, whose product is annotated as GDP-mannose pyrophosphorylase B. The transcript is spliced from 10 exons. NCBI's taxonomy places the organism in Eukaryota, Metazoa, Chordata, Chondrichthyes, Orectolobiformes, Hemiscylliidae. Gene Ontology annotation, molecular function: mannose-1-phosphate guanylyltransferase (GTP) activity; GTP binding. Gene Ontology annotation, cellular component: cytoplasm. Gene Ontology annotation, biological process: GDP-mannose biosynthetic process; cell wall mannoprotein biosynthetic process. The coding region runs from base 271 to 1353 and encodes 360 amino acids. The record is from RefSeq and is a predicted model, not a curated record.